AUGGUGUCGACACGAGCACAGCGCUCCAAAAAGACCACUACCCCGGUCCGAGGGACCGAUCAAGUCCGCAUAACCACAACCGCUGUGGUCUCUCUGGCGAAUGCUGCAAGCGCAUCCACGGUGUCUGCUAGCGUCAAUCUUGAUGUCGACAUGAAAGACGUUAGUCCAUCGACCAUGUCCUCCGCCCAGACGUCGAAUAUGACACGUCGUCUUGUUGUCCGACUGAAGCUUCCUGUCCGCCAGCACGGCGGGGUUACGGACACGAAGAUUCUUAUGACCUCCAAGUCGGGGAUCAAAGGCAAAAACACCGUGGAAGUGAAACGGGUUCGUCGACAGGCCGCUUCUACUUCUCGAGGGACCAAACGCCAAUCCACCGAUCAAGAUUCGCCGACUUCUCCGCCCAAGAAAAGCAAGCAAUCCACUGAGGGUGAUGAUGACGAUUUCGAACCCGACAGUGCUACAACUCAAGCUCUGGGUGUCCCCACUGUCGCUCGUGAGCUUCGCGGUCGGGGUGACGAUGGUACGGUCACUGGGCGUUUCAGGGCCGCUAAAAAGGCAAAAGAAGACCUCCGUGGACCGUUUAUUGUUCUUCAGUCCAAGACCAUCGGCGAGUUCCUUAAGAAACUGAAGAAGAGGCGUCCCGUGACUCCUUAUACCAACAAACAACGAUUCCAGUUCGGCCACGACCAGCUGUGGUUUUGGACGUCGCCAACUCCGUACACCAUUCGAAAGGUCUCGGAAAUUCUUGAAGAGGAACGGCCGGCCAUCAAUGAAGUUGCGGCUGCAGAAGGAACGGCAACCAACCCGUUCCAUGCCAGUGCCGGCAUCUCUAUCGACUCCAUCGUCCGCGUUAUCCUGUCACAAGCCUGCACCAACGAGGCUGCCUUGGAUGCACAGCAAGCGAUGCUUCUGGCCUACCCAUACUGGGUUGACGGCAAAUGGGUCGCGGGACAAAAGCCAAACUAUCACGGAAUGCGUGUCCAGAGCCUAUCCAAGCUGGAAAAGGUGCUGAAAAAGGCGGGGCUGGCGAACAAGAAGCCAAAAGCCAUCAAAGACAUCCUUGACAUUGUCUAUCAAAGAAAUGUCGCACUUCUGGAUCCGCUGGAGUAUGGCGAAAUUGUGUACGACGGCAACGAGCGGGGCGCUACCGACUUUGUUCCUGGUUUGCUAUCCGUGGACUACUUCUGGGACAUCUACAGACAAGAGGGCAAGCAAGCUCUCCUUGACCAUCUCGUCUCGCUCCCAUUGAUUGGGGUCAAGUCUGCGUCCUGCCUGAUGUGUUUCAACAUGUCGUUGCCUGUCUUUGCCGUGGACACUCACGUCGCCGGAAUGGCAAAGCUUCUCGGUUAG
Molecule: messenger RNA, 1350 nt
Organism: Cladophialophora immunda
Lineage: Eukaryota; Fungi; Ascomycota; Eurotiomycetes; Chaetothyriales; Herpotrichiellaceae
Exons: 1
Coding region: 1-1350 (449 amino acids)
Biological process (GO): DNA repair
Molecular function (GO): catalytic activity
Source: RefSeq, a predicted model, not a curated record